AGAAUUUAGUUAUUCUUCUUUCACAGAGAUUCAUCAACGUGGUUUACAAUUAAAACAGAUGUAUUUUUUCAUGAAACACUAACCAAUCUUAAUAAAUCAAACCAAUUACUAACAAACGGUAAACCUCGACUGAAUCAAUAAUGGAUAGCAUAAAAGAUGGAUGGUUCACAGAAACAUGUACGUUAUGGCCUGGGCAAGCGAUGAGUCUGCAAGUAGAAGAGGUUCUUUACCAACAAAAAUCAAAAUUUCAAGAUGUCAUGGUUUUCAAGAGCAAAACCUAUGGAAAUGUCCUUGUGCUGGAUGGAGUUAUUCAGUGCACAGAGAGAGAUGAGUUUUCCUACCAAGAAAUGAUAGCCAACCUUCCUUUGUGCUCCCACCCUUGUCCCAAAAAGGUCUUGAUUAUUGGGGGUGGUGAUGGUGGUGUCCUGAGAGAAGUGGUAAAACACCCACUUGUUGAAUCAGUGGUUCAGUGUGAAAUUGAUGAGGAUGUAAUCAGUGUGUCAAAGAAGUAUCUCCCUGGAAUGGCAAAAGGAUUCUUUAGUCCCAAACUCACAUUGAAUGUUGGAGAUGGGUUUGAGUUCAUGAAACAAAACCAGGAUGCCUUUGAUAUAAUUAUUACAGAUUCUUCUGACCCUGUUGGACCUGCAGAGAGCUUGUUCAAAGCGUCUUACUAUGAACUCAUGAAGACUGCCUUAAGAGAUUCUGGAAUUCUUUGUUGUCAAGGAGAGUGUCAAUGGCUCCAUUUGGAGCUGAUUAAAGAGAUGCGGACCUUCUGCAAGACACUGUUCCCUGUUGUGGAUUAUGCCUACUGCACCAUUCCAACCUACCCAAGUGGCCAGAUUGGCUUCAUGCUCUGCAGUAAAAAUUCUCAAACAACUUUCAGAGAACCAGUGAGAGAACUUUCAAGAAAUGAAGUGGAAAGUAUGAAUCUGAGAUAUUACAACCCAGAGAUCCACAGAGCAUCAUUCAUCCUCCCGGAGUUUGCAAGAAAGUCACUGAGUGAAGCAUGAGUGCCUUGGUGGACAAAAUCUUAAUCAUUGAACUGAUUCUCUCUGGCAACCGAAGCAACACCUCAUCACAGCUGCUGCACUUCUCCCUGUCUCCACCAGGGAAGACUUGGUGAAGACUUACUAAGUGGAAAAGAAAGACCUUAAGUGGGCAAUUCUCUUCCUUUUGGAGAGAGUUUAAAUUCCUUCCAGUGCUUCCUUCCAGUCUUAGAAAUUAUUUGUAUUUAUUUGUUCUGGGAUUUUUGUCUUAAUCCUUAACGGUAAACUCUUAUGUCAACAUCUAAUAUAUAGAAAACAACAUUCAUACCGUACUAGCAAGAUUAAGGUACACGCAACUGUAAAACAUGCCCAUUAUAAUUUACCCUGCCUGUCAAGUCAUUCACUGAAAGAAUUCAUUGUGAUCUCAACAUGGCCUGAAUUGUGUUUUUCCAUUAUCACUGGAAACAUUAGUAAUGGAAAAACAGUUGUUGAACUGGUUUCUAUCAUGGCUUUCCUCCAGGCAAAUAUAGAUGGUAUAAUUGUACAUUGUUUGAAAAUGAUGUGUUAUCUAAAAUAAUGGUUGAGUUGAGAACAUUACCCCUUCAAAAUGUCAGCAGAACACUUGUUUCACGAAAAAUGUGAGUUGAUAAGAUACAGUACCUCCUCAGUAUUCAUUGUUUAUCUGUUGCUAUAUAAUCCCUUUUAUGGACAUAUACAUUUCUUGAUCUAGUAUGAAAUAAUCUUAGGGACCUGAUUUGUAAAGGAUGCAGAUUUUGUGAAAUAUUGCGGGUCUAUUGAUCUUAAGUGAGUACAUAUCAAUAGUGCAUUCAUACUGAACCAGUAUGUCCCAUGUCCAAGGAAUUUGUUAUAAAUGAGCGUUAAGAUCAAGGUUUUAAUAAGAAUCUUAAAAUAUAAUAAAUCAGUGAGGUUACCUGGAUAUUGGAGACGUGUUUGUUUUAAAGCUACAAAUCCCUCUUGUUUCAAAGCAAGAGACAAUACAAACUGUUUGAAAUUCUCAUAUCUAGAAAUCCACCCCAGUCUAGCUCAGGCAUGAACAUUGUCAAUGAGUUGUUGCACUGAGGCUUACAGAUUAAACUACUGUGAUGAACCAUUGCUAAUACUAUUUCAUAUCGGAAGAAUUGUUUCCACUGUGGAUGGACAGGUAAUAUCAAGGGACGACCUGGUUCUCAUAACUGCAACACCUAACUACAGUAUACAUUUCUACCUGCAAUGUUUAGCUUUGCACCCUAUGUAAUUAUAGAUUUUCAGAAUGAAGACUGCUAGUACUCCUUUUUUAGUUAGGCAGUAUAUUGAUGUGAAAACAAACGUGUCUGGGUAAGAAGCAGCUUUAGAAUAGUCACAAGUGCAAACCCCACCCAUCCAGCUCUGAAGCAAAUACUAUAAGGUAUUUGAAUGUUUCCCAGUGCUGUUUGAACCCAUUUAAUAUUAUGUCCUGUGGAUAUUGUAAGGAGCACAUGCCGUUCUUUACACUACUGUAAAUAAUCACCUAGUUUGUUCCAUGGUUAACAAAACAUAUCAAAUAAAUGAAAUUCGUAUCCCACCUUCA
Molecule: messenger RNA, 2553 nt
Organism: Esox lucius (northern pike)
Lineage: Eukaryota; Metazoa; Chordata; Actinopteri; Esociformes; Esocidae
Gene: srm
Product: spermidine synthase
Exons: 8
Coding region: 141-1010 (289 amino acids)
Biological process (GO): spermidine biosynthetic process
Cellular component (GO): cytosol
Molecular function (GO): spermidine synthase activity
Source: RefSeq, a predicted model, not a curated record